CCGCCCCGGCCGGCGGCGCAGGCGUGCGGCGGGGCCGCGUUCUCGCGAGGCGCUGGUGCCGCCGCGGAGGCGCGGGCCGGGGCGGCCGGGCCGGGGCGAAAUUUGAUCUUAAAAGGCGCGGUGUGCAGAGGCCAUGGGUUUGUCCGCAUCCUCCCCGGCUGCUGCAGAGCAGUCACCAAAUGCGUCCAGGCGGUAUCAGACAGCGUCGCCACCUUCAGAAUGUCCCAUGCAUCAGGAAAAAAUGAGCGGUUGUCCAAUGCACAUGAAGACUGCUGAUCAUAGAACUGAGAACACAGAUGAUGUUCCUGCACAUCAAGAAAGAGCUUAUGAGUUUGUAGCAUGUCCUGUGAAGUCUGGUGCAUCUCAAAUGAAAGAUGACAUAGAUCCCAGCAAUAUGAUGCCUCCUCCCAAUCAGCAGCCAUCCCCAGGUCAACCAUUUCCAUUGUCAACUGUUAGAGAAGAAUCUUCCAUUCCUAGAGCACAUUCUGACAAGAAAUGGGUCUACCCUUCAGAGCAAAUGUUCUGGAAUGCUAUGCUAAGAAAAGGGUGGAGGUGGAAAGAUGAUGACAUAACAAGUGAAGACAUGACCAACAUUAUUAAGAUUCAUAAUCAGAAUAAUGAGCAAGCUUGGAAGGAGAUUUUGAAGUGGGAAGCUCUACAUGCUGUGGAGUGUCCAUGUGGGCCUGCACUGAUGCGGUUUGGAGGCAAAGCAAAGGAGUACUCACCAAGAGCCAGAAUACGUUCGUGGAUGGGGUACGAGCUGCCCUUCGAUCGCCAUGACUGGAUCGUGGACCGCUGCGGGAAGGAGGUGCGCUACGUCAUCGAUUACUACGACGGCGGCGCGGUGGACAAGGACUACCAGUUCACCAUCCUGGACGUGCGCCCGGCCAUGGACUCGCUCUCGGCCGUCUGGGACAGGGUGAAGGUGGCCUGGUGGCGCUGGACCUCCUGACUGCUCCUGUGGUCUGUACUCGCAGAGUUACCAUUUUCCUCUAGACAAUGGACGUGGGACUAUCGGGACUUGAGAUAUAAGUUACUGCAGCCGUCAUUGCUUUCAUCAUCACCACUAUUCUUUUGGGGUGGGAAGGGAGGACAGAGAAACAUCUUGUUAAGUACACCAAUGCUUUGUGGUGUUUCAAAUGGAAUAAUAAAGUUACAGUGGCAAAAACACGUAUCUUAAUUUUUUUUAGGAACUGAGAAUCCUUUCUUACUUUGUCUCAGAUUGUGUGUAAACUUGCCUUCUCUGCAGUUUAUUACUUCAGUGCUGCUCCAAAUACAUUACAGUUUUGAUUCUGACUGGAGUUUUGAGUGUUACUUCAUUAGUGAAAACUGGAAGUUUCAUAAAUUAUUUCACAUAUUUAAAGUAUUUUAAUACCUCCGUGAUGAACAAAGGGUAAAAGUUCUGGACUCUUUCAAAUUACAUGUUUUAUUUACACUGUAAAACCAUGUAUUUCUUUUCAUGGACAUUUUACCUAUUCAAAUACAUACUUCCUCAGAAAACUUCAGUUAGUCAAUUAAAGGAGGUGUUGUGCAGGAAUGAGUAUCACUUUUAAAACAGCAUUUCUAAAAGGACAUAAUAUUUAAUGGCUAUUUAUUUGAAUAUUUAAAAGGUGGUUUUCUGAUGUAAGAAGAUGCAUUAUUACAGUAUUUUCAUGUCUGUAAUGUGUCAUGUAAUGAAUUCAGGACAGAGCUAAGCCUUAUUUUAAAAUGCUCCUGCAGUGCAUCUGUAUUUGGCAUCCUGGUUGGAUUAAUGAUAUUUAUUACAGCAUGGUUUUUUAUAUAAGGAAUUGCACAAGAGGGUGUGACUACACAAUCACACACGUGAGUAUAGUGAGAUGUAUUACAGGUGUGUACAUAACUGGGCUAAAAGAGUAUCAGAAAUGCCAAGGGAGAAGGCUGAUAGGAGUGUUUUGUAAGAGUCAUGCAUGGGGUAAAGAUUUGAUUAUUUGUGCUUAGUAGGGUGAACUAACUUCUUUUAAGUCUUCCGCUGUAAGAGCUUUAAGUUUGCACGACUCAGUAAGUCUCUGGUGCUGUGCAAAACUCUUGGGAAUGGAAAGGAGUAAGAGAAUAGCACAUUGUAGCUCUCAAAUGGUGGAAGCUGCCUUCUUGAAAUUCCCAACCUUAACAGGGAACUAGCUAUACAUUUCAUUUUCUGAAAGUGGCCUAUGUUUAACUGACAUUGGAACCUUUUGUUUUGUUUGUGGUUUUUUUUAUGGGAAGCCCUCCUUAAUGUUUCAGGAAAGUCAUUUCUCAUUUAAGGAAAAAUUAGUCAGGGAAGCUUUCCAACUUUAGAAUUCUAAUGAUCACAAAUAGUUCCCACUUCAGAGACAACCGUUGUGCAUGGUAAAAUAAAUAUUAUACAGAAUCCUAAGAGGAAAACCAUGCUCUUACCUAUAUCUACUUUGCUAAUUCCUUUUUCACCUUUUCAGUGAUUCAUAUACAAAUAUAUAUAUAUAUAUAUAAAUGAUAAACAGGGAAGAAAAAAAAUCCAUCUAAAUAGGCAAUGUAUGGAUGAGAUAAAUGAAAAGUGAGUUUGUAUGAAGCAUGUCCAACUCAUGAAGGAAGUGCUCAGUUCUAAUAGUAAAGAUUGAGGAGUACUCUUUGGGAUUGUUUUUGUAGCUGUUGAUUUAUGCAUUUGGCAAUUUGCUACACUGAGGAUUCUGUAUUUCUCAUAAUUAAAUAUGAAAAGGCUACAUCACUGUAGGGAGUUCUUCAGAAGCUUCAAAAGCAGGAGUUUGCUUUGUUGAUUUCGGCAGUGUGAUGUUGAGAGCAUGGAAAUUGUAAUCGCUGCUAAAUCUGGGGAAAUCCACAAGCCACUUCAUAUGUUUACUAUCUUGUGUUAUGUUCCAUCUUCCACAGAUUCAAAAUAGUUCUUUUCUGUGCUACUGUUAAUGAAAUGUACUACUUUGUCAUCAAACUAAAAAGAGAAUCAAAUAAAUAUACUUUUCUUAA
This is a messenger RNA of Oenanthe melanoleuca, 2952 nucleotides long. Its product is annotated as holocytochrome c-type synthase. Gene Ontology annotation, cellular component: mitochondrion. Gene Ontology annotation, molecular function: holocytochrome-c synthase activity. NCBI's taxonomy places the organism in Eukaryota, Metazoa, Chordata, Aves, Passeriformes, Muscicapidae. Bases 134 to 952 code for a protein of 272 amino acids. Gene Ontology annotation, biological process: cytochrome c-heme linkage. The record is from RefSeq and is a predicted model, not a curated record. The transcript is spliced from 7 exons.